AUGAUCCUUGCUAUCACGAUCCUCCUCACCACGGCGGCAAUGGCAACGCCUCUGCCUGAGGUUGCAGACCCAGCCAAGAACCUUACCAUCAGCGAUCUCACCUGGCGAUGCAACUUCCACACCAUGGUAUACCAAUACUGCACGACUGAGAACGAUCGUGACUUCUGGAUGAAUACCCAUGCAACUAUCCCUAGCAUCAAUCACGGCGGCGACUUGAUCAAGAGCAUAGGCGAGACCGGAAACCUCGAUGUCGAUGGCGGCCACGGUGGCGCUGUCUACCGCGUCCACGAUGUCAACGGCUAUGACUUUACGGUCAUAUGGCGCGACGGGAGCAUCGGUUACACGUAUGAUAUCGGGGGGUGCUGGUGGGAUAUGCAUGAUAAGAUAGAUCGUUCUCGAUGCGAUCAUCGUGCAGGGUGUAAUCUCGGGGACUGGACUUCUGGACCGCUUAAUUGCGAGAAGGCUAAGAAAUGGAAUCAUAGAGUAGAAGGCGGAUGCUCUUCCACUUCCGUGGUCUAUAAGGCACUAUUGAUUUUCACACUCAUCAUUCUGAGGACUAAAGGGACUUGGAGACUCGAAUUGGGUAGACUCUGGAUUGAGAUAGAGAUAUCCAGGAACUUGAAUAUCUGCCCAUACACUUAA
This is a messenger RNA of Lindgomyces ingoldianus, 642 nucleotides long. RefSeq lists its product as uncharacterized. The transcript is spliced from 2 exons. The record is from RefSeq and is a predicted model, not a curated record. The coding region runs from base 1 to 642 and encodes 213 amino acids. NCBI's taxonomy places the organism in Eukaryota, Fungi, Ascomycota, Dothideomycetes, Pleosporales, Lindgomycetaceae.